ACCCAGCCUGCUCCCCUAAAAGUAGUUGUGACACUAGGCUUGGAAAACACUUCAUUAAGUCAACAGCAGUGAUUUUAAGUGCUGCUUAUGAGGCCAGGUGUAAGUUCUUCCUUCUACUAAUCUUGAACUUAUUUUCCUCAAGUGAUGACUGCUUUUGAGUUUCUUUAAAACUCUAUCGUCCAAACUGGUACAUACUGCUAAUUAGUCAUUAGUAUCUAUUGAGGGCCUACUUUGUAGAGUAUCUAUUUUGUGCAGAGGACUGCAUUAGGCAUUCACGAGAAUUCGGUGGAAUUGGAUAUGAUCUCCGCCCUCAACUAACUUAAAAUCUAGAAGCUUUGAAGCUCAGCAAAGAAGGGAAAUCCAUUGAGAACAGUCUGUAAAGGUUAACAGCUCCUAAAGGUAAACCCAAAAGAGAGCCAGAUAAAGCUGCUGGCAUAAACUACUAGAAGACAUCAAUAAAAAUACUUGGACUACAAUACUUCACCAUGUCAUUGAGAUUUGGACAACAUCUCAUCAAGCCCUCUGUGGUGUUUUUGAAAACCGAAUUUUCGUUUGCUCUGGUGAACAGGAAACCUGUCGUCCCAGGACAUGUUCUUGUGUGCCCUCUCCGGCCUGUGGAACGUUUCCGUGAUCUUCAUCCUGACGAAGUGGCCGACUUAUUUCAAACCACCCAAAAGGUCGGGAAUGUGGUAGAGAAACAUUUUAAUGGUACUUCCAUUACUUUCUCUGUCCAGGAUGGACCUGAAGCUGGCCAAACUGUGAAGCACGUUCACGUCCAUGUACUCCCCAGGAAGGUUGGAGACUUUAGCAGAAAUGACAGUAUCUAUGAUGAGCUACAGAAACAUGACAAAGGAGAGGAAGAGUUCCCUGCCCACUGGAGAUCUGAGGAAGAAAUGGCAGUUGAAGCUGCAGAACUCAAGGCAUAUUUUCAGUAAUUUCCAGGGAAGAAGGUGUCUUGAACAAAUCCUGAGGCGUAAGAAAACAGAAAAUGGGACUCAUUCUCUUGGAAUUUGUGGCAUUGGAAAUGAAGUUAAACAGGCUUUAUUACAUCCUACAAAUACUGCAUCCUUUCAUACAACAUUUUAUUAUACCCCUGGAUAUCUCUGGUUUUCUUUCAAUCAAGAUGACUGACAGCCAGGAUUCAAAACAAUGGCUUUGCUAAUGCUCUCAUUUUCCUCCAUUGUCUGGUUAGGAUGGCAUUAUUUCUAAAUUGUCCCUUGGCUGAAUGGAAAUAAAAUAUUAGUAAAAAUAUU
Molecule: messenger RNA, 1253 nt
Organism: Ornithorhynchus anatinus (platypus)
Lineage: Eukaryota; Metazoa; Chordata; Mammalia; Monotremata; Ornithorhynchidae
Gene: FHIT
Product: fragile histidine triad diadenosine triphosphatase
Exons: 10
Coding region: 486-935 (149 amino acids)
Biological process (GO): purine nucleotide metabolic process; diadenosine triphosphate catabolic process; intrinsic apoptotic signaling pathway by p53 class mediator
Cellular component (GO): nucleus; cytoplasm; plasma membrane
Molecular function (GO): bis(5'-adenosyl)-triphosphatase activity; ubiquitin protein ligase binding
Source: RefSeq, a predicted model, not a curated record